Molecule: messenger RNA, 4179 nt
Organism: Nematostella vectensis (starlet sea anemone)
Lineage: Eukaryota; Metazoa; Cnidaria; Anthozoa; Actiniaria; Edwardsiidae
Product: outer dense fiber protein 2
Exons: 35
Coding region: 241-3483 (1080 amino acids)
Biological process (GO): regulation of cilium assembly
Cellular component (GO): centrosome
Source: RefSeq, a predicted model, not a curated record
ACGAGGCUCUAGCGUUUCAAAGAGAUUAUAGCCAAUCAGCGGUUGCUGUUCGGCGUCUAAACAGAGGUCAACGGCUUGGUUUGUAAAGAUUGUCGCAUUGAAAAUGGAGGGUUAUUUAGUAGCUAAUUUAGUUUGAUACAAAUCAUUGUGCUCUUCACAACACUUCCUAGCCUUGGAAAUUACUUUCGUGCGAGGAGGAAUGCAUUCAUUUCAUUGUCUGAGAGAAAGGGCUAGUCGUAUAUGAUGACUGUUGAUAAUGAUAAACCAGUCCAUGUACACGUAGAUAGGAACACACCAGUUCAUGUUCAUCUAAAGAAGAAAAAGAAAAAGUUGAAGGGGGCCCCUACCGCUGUCGAGGAAAGGCUGAAACACAGGGAUAAAAGAAUGACUGGAAUUCUAAGUAAAGGAUCUCAGGGAAGAUCAGUAAAAAGAGUAAAGUCUGCAUCCCCGCCCUUUAUCCCUGCACCAGCAAGAACCAGUAAAGGCAUAUCAUGGGAGAAUGAAUCUCAUCGUCUGGACAUCAGUCCUCCAAGUAGAAAUGGUGCAAUGAAUAUGGAUGAACUCUCAACCUCAGAGGAGGAACUUGUUCAUGGGAAAAUGAGAAACUAUGAAAAGAAAAUCAGUAGCUUGAUGAAUGAAGUUGGAACACUGAAAAAUGAGAUGGACUUGCGCAAGUCUCUCAGAGUUGUCGAGAAGAAGGAUGAACAGUUAGAUGCAUCACGGAGAAUCCUACAAGACCAAGAGAGAGAAUUACAAGAUUAUAGAAAAGAACUUAAAAAUUCAGUGAAAGAGAAUGAAGCCUUGAGGCACUCAUUGACGAAAACAAAAGAAGACGUGAACAUCUCAAGAACUGAAUUAGACAUGGUUGAAGAUGAACGUGAGCGUUUAAUCAAGAAGCUAGUUGAGAUGGAAAUGGACGGGAAAGCCGCUAGCGAACAGUUCCUUAAGCUACGAGAUGUCGUACGGAGACUCAAGGAGGAUAAACGCAUGUCCGCGGCAGACACUGCCAUGCUGACACGACAACGUGAAAUACUGCUACAGAAACUCGAGGAGUUCGAGAGAACCAACAAGGCGUUAAGACGGAUGCUGCGAGAGACCCAACAAUCUGAGGAAGAGCAUCAGCAUCUCCGUCAGCAGCAGGACGUCCUGCUCAGAAAACUCACCGAAGCCGAGACAAGCAACGAGAGGUUUCAAGUGGAGAUUUCUGAACGAGACCGGCAGAUAGAGACGCUUCUCGCACAAGUCGAGGCGGAUAAGGAUCAAGCCAUAGCCUUUGACGAUCUGAAGAAGACGAUGGAGACGACACGUGCGCACCUCCAGAAUCAGCUGCGCACCAAAGAGAUGGACAUAAAUAGGCAGCAGGUCCAGAUACGGAGUAUGAACGAACAGCUAGAGCAAAGUCAGCUUGAGGUGGAACAUCUUCAGGGAUUAUUAGCAGCUUCUAGGGAGAAAUCUGCUAGAGAAAAGGAAGCACUAAAAAAAGCUGCAAGGGUACAGAAAGACCGAGUUUUAGAGAGAGACAAAGACAUAGAAAACCUUCAGCAGAAGCUAACGGACAGGGAAGUAGCAUUGUCAGAAGUUCGCCGAAACGAAGGGUCUGUGAAGCAAGAGAAGGAGAACCUCGAAAGUGAUAUGUCAACCCUGAGAAGUCGCCUCCGUGAACUUCAAGAAAUUAUCGAGAAUACGGAAAAGGCCGCCCAGAGUAACACAGAACUGCUCACCAGUAAACUAAGCACACGAACUCAGGAGGUCAAUGCACUCAGAACCGAAAACGAGGAACUCAGGGCGGAUAUUGCUGCGAUGGAAGACAGGCUCCGAGGUGAGGAAGAGCGAAUGGCACAUAAGGAAAACUUGACUCGCGAUCUGUCAAGUCUUGUAAGCAGUAUGAAACAUUACGACAUCCUAGUGGAGGAUUACAGACAAAAGGUGGAAAGCCUGGAAAGUGAGAAGAGUCAGCUUCAGGGCAGCGUCCAAGAGAACAGGUCAAUCUUGGAGGACUAUAAGAAACAGUGUGAUAGUAAGACAGAUGAGCUUGAAAGACUGAAAUCCUACUUGAAAGACAAAGAGGACACCUUAGAUCAGCAAAGAUUACAGGUAGUCGCUCAGGAGAAAGAUCUCAGCAAGCUUCAGACAGAAUUGUCACGGCAGAAAUCUUUAGUGGAAGAGUUUAGAAACCAGUCAAUUUGUAAGUCAGAAGAGGUAGAUCAGCUUCGUAUGGAGCUCAAAGACUUCAAGUCACGUGCAGAUGAGACGUACUUGCAGGCAAACUGUAGCACCAACCAGGUAGAGAUGUUACGUGAGAGACUAAAGGAUUACGAAGAUAGGAUAGAUGAGCUAAAGGCACAGGGGUUGUCUCAAAUGAGGGAGAUAGAUCAGCUUCGCGCCCUGAACAAAGAGUAUGAGAUCAGAGUGGAGGGACAGAGACUUCAAGGCAGUAAUAAGUCCCAGGACCUGGUUAAACUCAAGACGCACAUGAAAGAUUACAAGGAUAAACUAGAAGAACACAAGUUCCAGGUAGUUGCUCUUCAGACCGAGAAUGCCCAGCUCAGGUCCAACGUCAAACAGUACAAGCGCCUCAUCGAUGACUAUAAGGGCCAGGCUACUUACUCCCAAGGCGAGAUGUCUCAGAUGAGGGCGACCAACGCUCAGUACGAGAAGUUGAUAGAGGAGUAUAAGGCACAGAUCGACAAGUACCGCCGCGAGGCUGAAGAUGCGCGUAACCGAAUCUACGAGGCGGAGCAGGAUGCACAGCGCGUCCAGCAGGAGUCGGUCAUGGAAACCGAGAAAACCAAGAUCAAAAUGCACCACAGGCUCUCCGAACUUGAACCCCUCGCCGAGAUGCUCAAGUCUACUGAGCUGCGACUCCAAGAAGCCCAAGACCGACUCUUCACGUACGAGAGACGAGCUAGCGAGCAUACCAAGCUGAUAGCGGAGCUGACUCAGAAAGUGGAGUCGCAAACCGAUCAACUCGAGCACAUGCGCGAAAAGUACCGCUUAACCCAAGAUGAGUACAGGAGCUUACAGGGGAAAUACGAAAGCGUAGAUAGGCGUAUCGCCGAGACUGACCAGCAAAACAGGGAAUUACUCGGAGUCGUCAGCAAAAAGGAGGAGGCGCUCAGCCAUAAUCAGCAACGGUUGGAAGAUCUUCGGGAUGAGAAUAUUCGUCUGACCACGCAACUAGAGUCCGCAUUAUCAGAGGCAAGACGACAGGCGGAGAGCCAACGGGAGAAGACGCAAGCCAAGGAACGUGCGGCGCAAGCUAGGAUCAUAGACCUUGAGUCGCAGCUGAGCAGAGCGACCGCCAACGCGGCGUCCCUGAAACGGGCCAAAGACGAGGCUGAACGUCGCUUCAACUCCAAGCUUCAUGACAUGAAGGAUCGACUCGAGCAGGCGAACAGCACAACUCGAAGCAUGCAGAACUACGUCGCCUUCCUCAAGUCUUCCUACGCAGACGUCUUCGAUGAGCUCGAUGCCACUUCCUAGCACGCAUGCGCCCACUUUCCCGGAUGUCACAAACUCCCGGAUUUUAUAAACCCGGAUGUAAAGCAAACCUUUCGUUGUAAAUUUAUGAUUUUUUUUAAUGGAUAUAAAGUAUUUUUUUACAAGGUAGAAUGCUUAUUUUAGAAAUUGUAUCACUUCUUUAUUAACGGAGCCUCCUUAUAAGUGAAUGUGUUUUCCCAUUCAGGAUUUCGUGCUUUGAGAGGAAAAAUGGGUGAAACUCUAGGGUCAGUUAUAUGAAGGCUCCAAAUGUACACAAUCUAAAGAAAACUUUAACUACUUCUAUUUGUGAAUUCUAGACAAAAACAUCCUCUUUUGUUCUCUAUCAUACAUUUGCCCAACCUCAUCCAUAUCCUUAUCCUCUUAUUUUCAAAGAUUUCCGAGUAUUCUAGAUUUUUUUUCCAUUUGUUGUUUCGUCUAAAUACGUGGCGGCGAUUCUCUCCGCGCACGCCGGGGGAAUGGAGACCAGGUAUGACGUCAUACUCGAGGAUUCAGUGCGAGCGACCGCUGGCUCUUCGAGCAUGCGUGAAGGUGGAAACGCUUUGUUAGUAAACACGAACCAUUUUCCACCCUGUUCUUAGAGAUACAAACGUCUCUUUCUCUGUAAAUAUAUUUUAUUGUAUUUUAUCAUUUAUCUCCACUACAAGCUCCUUUCUAAAUAAAAGUAAAAAAGACAUUAAA